Molecule: messenger RNA, 1153 nt
Organism: Helianthus annuus (common sunflower)
Lineage: Eukaryota; Viridiplantae; Streptophyta; Magnoliopsida; Asterales; Asteraceae
Product: annexin A13
Exons: 4
Coding region: 72-1046 (324 amino acids)
Cellular component (GO): cytoplasm
Molecular function (GO): calcium-dependent phospholipid binding; calcium ion binding
Source: RefSeq, a predicted model, not a curated record
ACUCAAUGAGACCACACCCUUGGCUCACAUUCUAUAUAUAGCACAUACAUUACAUAGUACCUUAACCAACAAUGGCAAACUCAUUAAGCCAAAGCUCAACUGAAGAUAUAUGCAAGCAAGUUCAUGGUUCAUUGGGAAAUUUAAGCAUUUUGGUUCGGGUUCUGGCCGGUCAACUAUCGCAACAUGAAUGCCAAAAGACCCGAGAAAAGUACAAGGAGAUGUAUGGAGAGGACUUAUAUGAAAUCUUCCGACACAAGAUUCAUGGCACGACAUCAAAAACGUGCAUGAUCUUGUCAUCGUUGAUGCUUAAUCCGCAUGAACGUGACGCCAUUGUUGCUAAAAAUGCCAUUUUUAAGGAAAGGGAUCGUGUCGACUACAAGGCUCUCAUAGAGAUUUAUGUUGGUAGGAAAUCAAGCCAUUUUUUCCUCAUCCAACAAGCUUAUCAAAGUAAAUUUAGAAGGCAUUUGGACCAAGACAUAAUGAACAUCGAACCCCCACACUCUUACCAAAAGAUAUUAAUGGCAUUGGCUGCAUCACAUAAAGCUCAUAGUGCACAAGUUAGUGUACACAUUGGCAAGUGUGAUGCACAAAGGCUAUUCCAAACAGGAGAAGGAAGAUGCGGGGAAUUCAAGAUUGAUGAGGGAGUUGUGCUUGAAAUUCUAAGUAAAAGAAGCAUCCCACAACUCAACCUCACUCUCUCAAUCUUUAAGCAUAUUUAUGGGCAUACUUAUACAAAGCACUUCAAAAACAAAUAUGGUGGGGAGUUUGAAGAGGCACUUAAACUUGUGGUGAAAUUCCUAAACAAUCCUCCAAAAUAUUAUGCAAAGGCACUAGAAGCAAGCAUCAAAGGUGGAACAACCGACGAAGGAGACCUGGAACGUAUAAUCGUGAGUCAAAGUGAGACCGAUAUGAAUAAAAUAAGAAAAAUCUACAAGAACGUAUAUGGGAUGGAUAUGAGAGAUGCCAUAAUCGAGAGCUUUCCGAUAGGUGAUUAUAGAGACUUGCUCCUUGCAUUAACCAUGAAAACUAGUAUUGAUAAUGACUAACUCUCUCUCAUGGUGUAAUUUUAUUUGAAUGGAAGUAUUGUUAAUUAUAUUUGUGUUUGAAGUCAGAUGAAACCAUAACUUUUUAACAAGACUUGUUUUAUGAGAAA